GUGCUAAUUUAAAAAUAGUAAAAAUUUUUUGUAAAUUUAAUAAACAAACAGUUAUUUUGUGUGUUUGCGUGUGUGAUGUGUGACUCUCGACAAUAUGUAUCGGAAUAUAAGCAAAUCAAGAGAUUAUUUGGACACUAUUUACAGAAAAGAGUGUGAAAAAAGUUGUGACAACAAAUCAGAGCCAUUGGCGCUCCAAGAAGUGGCUAUUUUGCACCGGGCGCUCAUUGCCGCUCGUGAAGGUGAUCUCCAUACUCUACAGUCUAUGAAAUCAGUUCUGGAGAGAUCGCAAAUAGUUAACGACGACUUCGGCGCUAACGUUGUCCACUACGCGGCCAGAAAUGGCAAUCAAAAAGUGUUAAAAUUUUUGAUACACUCGUGCAGAAUGAGUGCCACAUACCGUAACAAAUCGGGUGCAUUGCCCGCACACGAGGCCUCGGCUUUCGGCAAACUAAACGCUCUUUCGUGGCUCAUCACCAACACUGAUACAGGUCUUCAUGAAAGAGACCGCUUCGGACAAACUUAUCUUCAUUUAGCCGCAAGGUACGGCAGAGCAAGUGUUGUCCGAUGGCUUCUUAAAGAGGCAAAGAUGCCGGCAUUGGAUAAGACAAAGAUGGGAGCACUAGCUCUUCAUUACGCCGCAGCCAAGGGUUGUCUCGAUUGUGUCAAACUAUUACUGGAGUCGUGUCCAGAGCUCAGUGCCAACGCACAGAUGGAUAACAACGUGACGCCCGUCUAUUUGGCCGCUCAGGAGAGUCAUACAGAAGUACUGAAAUAUCUGGUAUUACAAUCGGGAGGAUCUCUUCACAUCAGAGCCAAAGAUGGUAUGUCACCCCUUCACGCGGCCGCACAAAUGGGUGCACUCAGGUGUCUCAAAUGGAUGAUUGAAGAACAAGGAAUUGAUCCAAAUCUUCGAGACAACGACGGGGCCACUGCUAUCCAUUUUGCCGCCAGUCGAGGACAUACCGAUACAUUGAGAUGGCUGCUAAAACACGGCGCCAAUAUUACAUUAGACAAGUACGGCAAAAGCCCACUAAAUGAUGCGGCAGAAAAUGAGCACUUGGAGUGUCUCAGUUUAUUGAUAUCUCACGCAUCAGAUCCGAGAAACCAGAGCGACAUUAAUUUAAGUCAUAGUCAAGGCUUUAUUGCCACUAAUUUAAGCCCUAAUGCAUCACAUUUGAGUAGUCGAUCCCAAUAUAGCCGGUGUACGUGUCAUCACAGUCCGGGCUCAAGAAAAUUGUCGUCAAAAAGUGAACCGGAAGUCCAAUAUUCUGCAAUCCCUAAGAAGCAAGAAUUAUGUGGUUGUAAUUCAUCGUCAAGUGAUGAAUACCAGUGCGAAACGUCCAGAAAUUCUCGUUAUAGUAGAGCUGUUCGUAACAGAAAUGGACCGUACGAUGCAUUGAUCACCGGUAGACCAAUGUAUGAACAACACAAAAGAAGAGCCGAUUCCAAACACUAUUAUCCCAAAGGAAUAUCCGAUUCCGAGACCAUCAAUAAUGAUAGACUACUCAAGAGUCCGGCCUCUAAUCACCGCCGGUGCAGAAGCAACAGUAGUCAGAGAACUAAUGACAGCGGAAAGGAUUCGGCGGCCAACAGUCCGUCCCAAUUGAGUUCCUGUUGUGCCGAACCAUUCUAUCUGCACGAACCACACAUGACAUCCAAUGAUAGAGUCAAACAAUUGUUUGAAAAAGAAAAAAGAAAUGGUUCCAUAUCUUCGAGGAUUAAAGACGAUUACGUUUACAGCUCAAGACAUAACAAACAUUUGGCCGAAGUGCAUCAAUCAUCAGAUGAUUGUAUGAGUCUUUCAGAGACCAGUGAUCCCGUACCCGACUACGAUAUCGACGAACCAGAAAGUAGUAAGACAUCAACUCUGACCUCCGAUGACAGCAGUAAUGGCCGAACCGGUCAAUUUGGUGCGCCAUCCAUAUCGUCGUCAGAGGUGUGCAGCACCAGCACUGAUGAAGGCAUUUAUCAAGAGGUUGAGGACGAGUUGACUGAAGACGAAAGAGAGGGUCGGCUCAACAAAAAUUGUAGGCCAUUGGGACUCAAUAACAAUAAUACGGAGCAAAAUAGCAAUAAAGAGAUUAAAGAGCCGGUCGUGUCGUCAAUAGUUUGUGCCAAUAGUGAAGUGAAGCGUAAAGAAAGUGUUGUUUUUCAUAAUCACGAAACAAAUGAUCAAAAAAUUUAUGAGAAAUCGAGCGAAACGUUGUGUGAAACGAAUAAAUCACAAGAAAACGAGCGAUUAAUUAAGGAAACAGAUUCUCAUAAUAAGACACAAACAGAUAUCGACCACAAUUCACAUACUAAUGACAAUAACAGUGUGUCGUCCCCUAUCACUGUAUGUCCACCCCCUCCUCCACCACCACCUCCGCCGCCACCCAUUCCCGGAAACUUCAUGACAACUAAUGAUGAUUUGGAUAAGAAAAAUACGGAUAAAUCGCAAAAUAGUGAAACUGAGAGAACACCCCGUUAUGAGAAGUUUUCGGUAAAAAAAGGUAAACUACCGGCGCUUCCAUUCAUUCCUCCGCAGUUCUCGAGUCCGCCCGAUUCGGAUACUAACAUAAGACCGUCGGAAUAUCUAAAACGUGUGGCCAAUCGUACUGUAUCUGCAUUUCCAGUUCCCAAAUAUGGUUAUUUAAAUCAAAACAAAUACUAUGGCAUUGAACGCAAAAUUCAAAGAAGUGUAUCCGAAAAUCAUUUGUAUGUUAGCAAUGACUACGAAAGUAUUAAAGGAAUUUCUGAUAACAGUGACAAUGAAGACGACGAUGAAAUCACUUCCACCACAACAGAUGUCUACUGUUCUGACUCUAAUGUCAGCGAAACAAAAUCGGUGGCCAAGAGUGAGGUUCCAAGUGUUUGUUCGGCAAAGAUUCCAAUUUCUCCCGUUUCGACACUUUCUGCCAACUCGUCGGUUGCAUUCAGUGUAACCAAAGAAGACUUGCAAAAGGUCUUCUUAAAGAAGACUGAAAAGCCAACCAAUGAACGAUCGGUUUUGUUGCGGAAGAAUGAUUUGAUUGAAGAAUUGAAAGCAACUAAAGAUUUGGAAGGAAUUAAGAAAGUGAGGGAACAAAUGAAGAGUAAAAAUGAGGUCAAAGAGAAAAUGGCCGAAAUUGCGGUCAACUAUCAAACGGAGAACUUUAUGGAUAAGAUUCCCGAUAAAGAUCCAAAAGGUGUAGUUAUUCCUCAAUGGAAACGACAAAUGUUGGCCAAAAAGGCGGCCGAAAAGGCCAAGAAAGAAGCCGAAGAAGCAGUGGUUCGAGAAUUGGAAGAGAAAAGAGUGAACGCUAUACCAGAGUGGAAGAAAAAACUCAAGAAGAAGGAAGAAAUCAAUACAACUGCUCCUAAAUAUAUAAAGGUGAAGACAUGCUCUAAUGGUUCACAAGACAUCCAAAAUGAAGAACAAAAAACAACACCAGUUUUGAAAAAUUUCUUAACAAAAGCUAAUUCGGGACCAAAUUAUAGCAAUAAUAGUAAAGUCAACGUAAAUGAAAAACAGUUACAAGAAAUAAACUUUUCUGAAUAUAAAGAAAAUGAUAUCAAAGAGGAAAUUUGUAAUCAUAUUAAUGAUUUGGCGAAUCCAUUCCUCAAGAACUUUCAAUUGAGAAAAACAAAUAGCAUUUACUGGUAA
Molecule: messenger RNA, 3625 nt
Organism: Oppia nitens
Lineage: Eukaryota; Metazoa; Arthropoda; Arachnida; Sarcoptiformes; Oppiidae
Gene: f
Product: inversin-A-like
Exons: 12
Coding region: 95-3625 (1176 amino acids)
Biological process (GO): actin filament bundle assembly
Cellular component (GO): cytoplasm
Molecular function (GO): actin filament binding
Source: RefSeq, a predicted model, not a curated record